This is a messenger RNA of Hippocampus comes (tiger tail seahorse), 3006 nucleotides long. RefSeq names its product zinc finger BED domain-containing protein 4. The transcript is spliced from 5 exons. The coding region runs from base 652 to 2682 and encodes 676 amino acids. Gene Ontology annotation, molecular function: protein dimerization activity. Lineage: Eukaryota; Metazoa; Chordata; Actinopteri; Syngnathiformes; Syngnathidae. The record is from RefSeq and is a predicted model, not a curated record.
CAGUAAUAUACUUUGGGAGUGUACUUCGAUCGCCCUGUAUUUUUUUGAACUGUUAAUAAUUGGUAUAAAAAUGAUAGAAUGGCUAUAACAUGUUAUGGUUUUAUAUAAUACGAAUGAUAGGUGACUUUCAGAAUGAGCACAACGGAGCGCACAUUCAACACGGACGCAUAUAAUAAUUGUUAUAUUGGUCCGUGCCAUCCAAGCAGCAUCCGGAAAUGAAACUCUGGCUCUUGCGUGCACUUCCUGGUCCGGGCUCACGCGCACACGCGCAAAAUCACUGUAGUGUCGUCUGGACUCCUGCGUCCGAACGGCGGAUGUAUCCUCAACUGUUGUUUUCCUGCUGACAUCUGCAGUCGCCUGUGUUUGCUUUCCGCUCGUGUAAGCCACCCACCCAUCACCGCAAUUUGUGCCCUUUUAUUUUGUGCACCUUCCUCUUCUUUUCUUCUUCGUCUUCCUUAUAAUUUUUGUAAAAAUUUGCGUGACCGGGGGUCGGGGAAGUAAACACGAAGACCAGUGCCCAUGAAAGUCAGCGAGGAAGGACCGCUACGUCGCCGUCAUCAUCAUCACCAUCACCACCAUCACCAUCAUCAACAUCAUCAUCAUCAUCAUCGUCCUUGCUCGUGAUUUCUGAUCGGGUGCAGACGAGAGCUAAUGUUUGCGCCCAUGGCGUCCAUUUCGAAGGUGUCUAUUUUGGAUUACUUUAAUAUUGUGUUCGAGGGCGAGAAUGGCAAAAUCGAAUCCAACUGCAAGGCGUGUGGCACGAGAAUCCAAGCGAAGCGCAGCGUCACGUCCAACUUCGUCACGCAUCUUAAGCGCAAGCACCAGGCCAUGUAUGAUGACUUUGUCAAAAGAAAGGACAUGAAGAGAGAAGGGUACCCCUCUGCACCCAUGCACACUUUGACGACCAAUGGAGGGAAUGCCCGCUUCACUCUCCCUGUGGGCGUGGGAGUAGGAGCAGGUGCUGGAGGGAUUGGAGCCCGCGAGGGAGGAGGAGUGAGCAAGUUUGACAAGCACGAUCCACGUCAGGUCUUGAUAAGCGAGGCGAUCGCAAAGAUGAUUGUACGCGAUCUGCAGCCAGUCUCCAUGGUGGAAAACUGUGGCUUCAGAGUGCUGCUUCAGCUCCUGGAGCCACGCUACACACCUGAUCCCCAGUACUACAUCCAGAACCAGCUCCUCCCAGCGUACACUUACCAGGCCCAGGUGACUAUCCGUCAGGCCCUGGCUUCAGCACAUGCCCUCAGCCUCAGCCUGGAUGUCUGGAGGGCCUCAUCCGCAGCCACGUUAGGUUACCUUGGUGUCACCUGCCACUUUCUGUCAUUGGAGUGGCAGAUGAGCUCAGCUCUCUUGGCGUGCCUGCCCCUCAGUGGGAAUCGGAUUCUUUCAGAUUUUGAAGAAGUGUGUCACUCUCACGGUGUGUCCGGAAGAGCCUUCCGUGUUGUUUCUGACCCGCUUCUGGCCACGACUACUGUGAAGCCAUGCUGUCUACCCGGUUUCUGCCAAGAGGAGGAUGAGGAAGACGAUGCAGAAAGGUGGAACGUUGCCGCGGGAGGCAUUCGGAAUGGACACGCGGGAGAGGAAGCAUGGGAGGACUCGUGGGAGCGGGAUCUUGGCGUUUGUCGUGUGGACUGCUUCUCUCACUCUCUUAGCCAUUGUGUCAGAGAGGCGUUACGUUCUUGUACGCAGCUCUCUUCUGUGCUGGCCAAAGCUGGUCGCUUCUACAGCUACAUUACAACAGUGGUUCCACCAGAGAAAUUGAGUCAGGUGUUUGAUGGACCUGGCAUGGAGAUCGGGGCCCUGGGAAAUGCUUCGCUACUGAUUCGAGACUGGGCUACCCAGCUUAAGGUGCUUCGUCGACUGUUGGAGUCUGUGGAGGUCUUGGAGGAGAUGGGUGGUCCUGGGGAAAUGGUGCUCGGUGUUACAGAGACGGCGCUGCUGAGGGAGCUCACUGACACUUUGGAGCCCUUCAUGGAAGCCUGGGACAUGGUGUGUGGGGAACGACAGGCAGAAACCCAGACUGACACACAGACAGACAGACAUGUGUCCAUUAGUCUGGCACUCCCCUGCGUGCUGGGCUUACGCAAGCAUCUUUCUGAGACAUCAACCCCCAAUUGUCCUUCUCUCAUGGCCAGCCUCAGCCAGGCCGCAGAGCGUCGUCUCGCCCCGAUCCUGGAAGACCCCCUCUACAUCACCGCCACCACCCUAGACCCCCAAUUCAAACUCACAUGGAGCAGUGACCCUGAAUGGCACAGACAAGUUCUCCUCAAAGAAUUAUCCAAAUACUCGGCAGACUCCAACACAGAACAACUUCCUCAUUCCUACACGUCUCCAGCCCCGGCGCCGUCGCCCGUGUCGCCGCUGGCUCGGCCCUGCAAACUGUUCUCUUUCAUCAAACAGAGACCCAUGACACAGGCCAAGAGCCUGGAGCAGGAGCUAGCCAUCUACUUGAGAGAAGAACCCACGGAUGAAGAGGCUUGGCAUUACUGGCGACGUAAAGCUAUUGACUUCCCUCUUCUUGCCCAGGUGGCCAAGAGGGCGUUGACCAUACCUGCUUGCAGCACCGUGGUAGAAAGCAUCUUCAGCAAGGCCCGACGCUGUCUGCGGCCCGAGAGAGGACGACUCUUACCAAAGAACCUGGAGACACUUAUCUACCUCAAAGCCAAUUACAGAUUAUUGUGGACUUAGUCUCAUUGUUUGCAGCCUUAUACAAAAUAUCACACCACAUGCUAAGGAAUAAAGGGAACUACUUGUUAUUUGACUUUGCCUGACCUUGUCUCCACAUAUCCACACUAUCUUUAUCCAACCGUUCCCCCGAGACAUUUAACCCACUGGUUACAUUAAAACUAUUUUGUAGAAGACUUCUAGUUGCUGACAUACAUUAACACAAAAAGUUCAUGUAUUCGAUUUUUUUUAAUGCCUAUAUGACGAUGCAUCAACCACUAACACCAAUAUUUUUCAUCUCUGUGUAUGCCUCAUCACUAGAACUUAAUAAAUGACCUUGACUUGUUA